This is a messenger RNA of Trematosphaeria pertusa, 540 nucleotides long. RefSeq lists its product as uncharacterized. Lineage: Eukaryota; Fungi; Ascomycota; Dothideomycetes; Pleosporales; Trematosphaeriaceae. Bases 1 to 540 code for a protein of 179 amino acids. The transcript is spliced from 4 exons. The record is from RefSeq and is a predicted model, not a curated record.
AUGUCCGACGGUCUCAACGAUGCCCGCGCCAUCCGCGUUGCGGAGAUUAUGAGCGACUUCCGCAACCUACAAUACUAUCUCAGCCAGCUGCGCGCUACGCCUACUGCAGAGGAGUACUAUCUCGAAGGCUAUUCGCUCCUCCGGCAAUGCACAAGCGAGGCCCAGGCUAUCCUCCAGAGCCCCUUCGCGGCCAGCAGCUCGGGGCCCGGCGGGGACACGGAGCGCGAAAAGCAGCAACUGAGGGCGAUCAUUGCCGAUGCAGCGGUGCGCCGCUUCCAGUGCCAGAGGGCGUACCUGAGGGCGCAUGCGGGAUUAAGGUGGAUGAAUACUCGAAACAGCAUCCUGCGAGGACACAAGCCGAAUGCGAGUCACCUCAGCGCCCUGCAGGCGGCUGACAGCACGUUGCGCAUGGAACUCCUCGCCAUCACAGACGCCCACGUCGAAAACACGCUGCGCGCCCAGGACACCUCGCAGGGGAAAUGGCUUGCAGAGGACCCGACACUGGCCCAGAUUCAGCAGAUGCUGAUGGCUCGUCGAUAG